AUGAACUUUGAUUUAUUGCGUAAUGCAUUAACCGUUUUUGGUGUUUUUUUACUAAUGGGAAUGAGCCAGAUAAAAGGCUGUUGGUGUAAUACGAUAACUGCCCCAUUGAACAGAGAUGUUGAUGCAAUCAAUGAGAGGAUCAUGGUCAAAUAUCCAGGAAAGCAGUGCACAUACUAUAGCUUUGACUCAGUGCCAGAUGAUGACCAGAACUUAUAUCCAAUUGAAUAUUUCAAUUCAAUAACACCUCAAGACAGACGUGUAUUCAUACCCAGGAUUCCCCUCAUGUCAACUGAAGAUGCUGGGUUGCCCUUUAUGCUGAAAAGAAAACAAUUUCCUGUACAACUAGCAUUUGCCCUGACCAUAAAUAAACCUCAAGGUCAAACACUGUCUCAUAUUGGUCUAUAUCUUCCACAACCUGUCUUCAUUCAUGAACAGUUGUACGUAGCCAUGUCAAGAGUACGUAAAGAAUGUAAUCUCAAGAUAUUUAUGAAAAAUGGGAUAGUACAAGGCAAAGAUGAGAUUUAUACACGGAACAUUGUAUACAAAGAAGCUUUAAUAUUAUAG
Messenger RNA from Entrophospora candida, 564 nucleotides. The record is from the annotation of a GenBank genome assembly. NCBI's taxonomy places the organism in Eukaryota, Fungi, Glomeromycota, Glomeromycetes, Entrophosporales, Entrophosporaceae.